AUGAUUGCCAAGCUUUUCACUGUAACCGCACUUGUCUCUCUGGCUUAUGCUGGCGGCUACGGUGGCCAUGGAGGACAUAGUGUGACCCACCGCAAACAAGAUGAUUACGGCAACUACAACUUCGGCUACAACAUCGUGAAUGGUUAUGGAGCCGCCAAUGGUCGCCAUGAGUCCGGUUCCGCAUACGGAGGCGUCAAAGGGGCCUACUACCUGGCUGACGCUGACGGGCGCUCUCGGCGCGUUGAGUACGUCGCCGACAAGUGGGGCUUCCGUGCAAUGGUCAAGACCAACGAGCCGGGCACAAAGACGAGCUACCCGGCGGCUGCGCCCUACCACUCGGCCAACGGGAAGCACGUGCCCUCGGGUUACGGAGGCUUUCACGGCUAGGCUGCCACUACAAUGCGGUGGUCUUGUGAAUCUUUCCCGGAACUUCGUCGUAGCUCUGCGCAGUGAUCCUCUAUGCUUCGAGGUGUGCUCGCCUGGUCGUCCCCUCGCUGUCAUGCCAAACCCAUGUUCGACGUGUCAAUGUGCCGCAGCUGUUUCGCAGCGUGCCAUGGCUUUUGCGUGACACUUGGCAUUGCCGCUGAAGACUCUUCGCUUUCGUGGGUCCUCUCC
This is a messenger RNA of Rhipicephalus microplus (southern cattle tick), 615 nucleotides long. RefSeq lists its product as uncharacterized. Gene Ontology annotation, cellular component: chitin-based extracellular matrix. The record is from RefSeq and is a predicted model, not a curated record. NCBI's taxonomy places the organism in Eukaryota, Metazoa, Arthropoda, Arachnida, Ixodida, Ixodidae. Gene Ontology annotation, molecular function: structural constituent of chitin-based larval cuticle.